AAGGGGAAGAGUUCGUCGACGACGACACCGACGUCGGUGUCAGUGGAACAGGCGGCGGUGGAGGAAGACGCGGAGGCGGACGGAGGAGACGACCGGCAGCGAGACAGAGGAUUAGAGAGUGAACCAGUCGCCCUGCUGCCUUUCGUUUCUCCGUCGUUCAAACACGCUGCGCUCCACACGCAAAACUGCGUAGAGAUAUGCGUCCUAUUUCGUGAUUAAUUUCAAUGUCACAAUCAUCAAGAUAAGAUUAUUGAGCAUGAAUUCACAUCAGUCUACUUUAUAUACUUUAUAUAUAACACGUUGAAAAUCGCACUGAUGUAUGCAAGAUGUGAAAUGUUUAAGAUUCUCACAAAUAUCAUUUAACCUUCAGUCCUACUUGAAGCUCCAUUUUCUCUCGUCAAUACGUCACAAAUGAUUCGCAAACUAACAAAUUUCUUAUCACUGGGAUCGAGAUAAAAGAUAACAGUUCGAACCUCGAAUCGAAUUGCUCUGCAUCGAGGAAGAUCGGCGCGCAGUUUGGAGAGACACACGUUGUUCCGAUGAAAUAAACGAAGUGUUAAAAUCAAAUAGUUCCGAAGGGAAGUUCUGUGAAUGGUCGGUUCGGUACCGGAAGAGGAAGGGGUACUUUGCUGAUUGGCCCGCGGACUGUCAGCGAUUUGAAUACCACGUCGCGUUCCUCCGUUCGUGCUUUUCCUUUUUUUUUUUUUUUU
Heterotrigona itama is the source of this 710-nucleotide messenger RNA. The record is from the annotation of a GenBank genome assembly. NCBI's taxonomy places the organism in Eukaryota, Metazoa, Arthropoda, Insecta, Hymenoptera, Apidae.